Molecule: messenger RNA, 4398 nt
Organism: Ostrea edulis (European flat oyster)
Lineage: Eukaryota; Metazoa; Mollusca; Bivalvia; Ostreida; Ostreidae
Product: lysM and putative peptidoglycan-binding domain-containing protein 3-like
Exons: 2
Coding region: 173-1033 (286 amino acids)
Source: RefSeq, a predicted model, not a curated record
CCCCAGUACUUGACGCGUUACGUCUUCCGGUUUUACUUUCGACACAUCACAGGUCAUCAGAAAUACGAGAAAUGUGACAAAAAUAUCAACAUCUUGAUAUUGUUGGUCCGUGAAUUUUACGAUGAACAAUUAUAUAGAGUUUGUGUCAUGAUUUAGUCCUAGACAGAGUGUUAUGAAUUCAAGAAAGUCGAAGCAGAAUGCAAACGACAAACCUUACAGCUACCAGCAAUUAGGUGCAGAGGUUCAGAACACUAAAAAGUCAAGAGUGUAUGUGUUUGGCGAUGCUGAUGUCAAGGAAGAUGAGGUUGUUGAAUUUGAAAUGUCUGACGUGCGAUCGCGUAAAGGGGGGACAAAACCCAUUACCAGAGAUGACGACGAAGAGAUUUAUUAUGAGAGAGAGAUUACUGAAGGCGAUACAUUACGAAGUCUUUCAUUACAGUAUGGAUGUCCGGUGGCUGAAAUCAAACGAAUUAAUAACAUGAUCCAGGACCAAGAGUUUUAUGCUUUCAAGAAGAUAAAAGUGCCAAUUAAAAAAUAUUCAUUUUUGACAGAAACACUAAAAACAGAGACAAAAUCUGACUUGCCUCAGUUAAAUGGAGUAACAGUGGUGGAUGAAACUGACACCGAUCAUCAGGAGACGGACUCGGAGUCAACAUGUAACUUAAGUGACCCAGAAACUCAGAGGCUCUUAAUAAAAAAAUCGCUCAGCAUCAAGAGUCAGACAAGCAAUCAGAGCAAAGAAGCUAGGAGGUUUCUGCGUAGCAUGGAUAAAGACCUGGUGAAAAUCUGUAAUUCGGCAAAAACAAAUCAUAAGUCACUAGAUGAAGUUGUCUCUCUUUUGACCAAUAGGUCGAUACAGCCUAUUCCACCGCCACGACGGAAGUUCUUUGGUACUAAUUGUGGAAUAACCUGGUGUUCAAUGAUCACUGUUAUGGUCAUACUUGUUAUCUUGAUUCCGUUAGGAAUUUUAAGUUAUUUAUGGUUCACGGGCCACUUUGCUUCCCAUGCUGCUGCAGGCCAGACUAAGGGAUGAUGUAUUAAUACCUGUUAGGAGAAUGGAAUACUUUACUGAGAAACAUAUCAAUUCGUUCAUGGAAAUAGGAAAGAAAUAUCACUCUUCAGAUAUGCAUGUAGUGAAACUCCACAGAGCUUUAGAAAGUCCUUAGCUGGGUUCGGUCUUUUUAAUUAGUGGCCAGGUAUUCUUUUGUUUUGAAAGAUAAUUCAGCAUUGAUAGUAGUUUUUUUUUUUUUUUUUUCGAUAAUUGUCAAUCAUCCAAUUCAAAAAAGAAAACAUAUACUGCUUGGACAUGUUGGAAAUGCAGGAUUUAAAAAAAAAAUGGAUUUCUGAUAUGUAUACUUCUACCAGUUUGAAGUCAUUGAUUGUCAAUAAAUGUACCAAGCUACAAAUUUUUUUGGAAAAAAUACCCUUUAUGUAUGUACUACAUGUAUAUAUUCUUGAAGACUUAAUAAAAGGUAGUUAUUACUGAGGUGCAAUCUCCAUGGCUCUUCCAAAAAGUAUUAAAAUUCCAAAUUAAUCACUGAAGUAAGAUUUAUGUCUAAUAAAUACAAUGGAUUGUUUAAGGUAUGUUUAUGGAUGUUUUCAUCUACAUGUGUUAGCAUUAUAGAAAAUUACAUUAUAAUUCACUUUAUGAAAGAUACAUGUACCUGUUUUAAGCCUUUCAGAUCAAAGAUUGGGGGAUAUUGUUUUUUUUAUCUGUCUUUCAGUUAGUUGCCCGUGCACAACUUUGACUAAAGUUUUGAAAUUAUCGAAUAUAUUUUGCAUGUUUACUCAUGUAAUUAAAUCAAUAUGCAGUCAGGCCUGGGGGUUAUAAAACUUUUACCGUACUUAUACUCAAACUCAACCAUGUUUGUUUUGAGUACAACUCUGAGCAAGCUCUCAGCGUACUCAAAAAAUCUUGAGAAUGUACUCUAUUUGAGUAUGAGAAUAAAUUUCAUAUAAGUUUUAUAACCUUCACUUUUGAGUAUGUGUAUGACUUAGAACACAGAGUUUGAGUAUGAAAACAUGUUUAAAAUUUUUUAUAAUCUCCAGGCCAGGUCAAGCCCACAAUAUGAGGUUAGAGGUUGUACAGGAUUUUGUUAUAGUCUAGGCGACUCGCAUUAAUAUUUUGUACUUGUUAUUUUCUGUCAAACAUUAAUGUUUUACCACUCUUGAGUACCUUGUCUCUAACUUGUAUCAAAAUGAAAUUGAAGGAGUACAUUUUGAAUUCUGAAAUUGAUUGGGACAUGCAAAAUGCAGUGUACAUUUUUUACUGGUUAGCAUCGCGUACAAACAUUUCUUUGAAUAUAUAUUUUAAAAAACCCACACAUUUUGGAUUGAAUUACAUACAUAGUAUGCUUUUUUAAACAAAAGAAUUGGAGGUAAAAUUAUUUUAUUUUAUUUAGAUUGUCUUGUACAGUGUUUAGGUGUACUUAAAUUUUGACCUUUUAAAUUUGGACUUCCUGUGGACUGAGGACAAUUUGGCAAAUGUUGCUUGUGAGUGGAUGCCCAACUUUGGGGCGACCUUCUGAAAAAGUAUCAUUCUGAAAAAUAUGUAGAAGUUAGAGAAAGAAGAUGUUUGGUAUGAGCCUGAUUUGGUCCCUGAAAAUGACUUCACAUAAAAGAUUAUUUUAUUUUGAUAAAGAGUAUAUUCACUACUUUUUGAUAUUUGUUAUUCACCGAAACAUGUUAGUGAUGCCAAGAUAUGACAUCAUCAUGAUCAUAAAUGUUUAACUUCUCCCAGAUCGUUUGAUUAAAAAUGGGUCCAUUACAGUCAUAGAGCACAUUAGUGAACACCUGGAUUUAUAUUUUCACUAGUUCAUACAUGAAUGUAUUAUUCAAAAAUAGGUUGGUAGAAAAACAAACCAUGCCCUCCAGACGAGUGAGCUAAAUGUUUUUGAUAUAAAAAAAAUAAAUCAAAAACAAGCACAUGUAAAUGUUAUAUUUUCUGUUAAAAAAAAUUAUGAUAUUAAAAAUGCUUCAUUUCUAGUCAGAAUACAGGAAAUGAUAAAUAUUAUCAUAAAUUCAUCAUAUAAGAAUUGAUGUUUCCUGAAUUCUUGAAGAUUUUAUAUAAAUAUUAUGUUUUACUAAAGGCCAAAUUAGGCUCUUAUCAUAUGUAGUUCUUUAUGGUUAUUAAAUUAGAAGAUUUGAAAAAUUGAUAAAAAAAAAUUCAAUUGAUAAGCAUUGGUCGUGUUUUCAUAUCGAGUAUUUGUGUAAAAUAUUGCUUUUUUCCCUUUAACAAAUACAUAAAUGUUCAAAGCAUUUUUACCAAGUUCUUAUAUAAAAUGUUUAUAACAAUGAUAAAUGUUCCAUGCAUAUAUGUGAUACAGGCAUUUGAGUGUGGAGCUUUGAAGGCAUGUGUCCAGUUCUUUUCUGCACUGCCUUGGAAUGCUGUGAGAGAUUGUUAAUGCUUAGUGUUUUGUUCCUUCAUAUACAUGUUUGUGUAAUGAUACAUAAGUGCACAGUUAAAUUAAUGUGUUUAUAACAUCAAUGCUUGACCCCAGAACUGUCUCUGUCUCCUUCACCACAUCAUUGCAAACCAUGGUGACAGUCAGAAUGUACAAUCCUUUCUAGGAGAGAGUUGAACUCGGGACCAUGGCUUGAGACAAUAUUUUCAGCAUUCCAUUACAUGUAGGUCAUGUCACUGGGUGUAAGUUUAGCAUAUUCUUCCAUUAUGAUAGAAAUUAUUCAAGUUACAAAAGACCUGCAUCCUUUGAAUGUUUGAUUUGAUUAAAUGAGAAUGCUUACUGUUACAAAAUUGAAUACUGGUGUACAGCAACAUACUGUAAUCAUGUUUAAUUACUGUUGAUAUAUGUGUACAGCAUUAAGGUAUGUUUUUCAUCAAUAUUUAAAAAGAAAAACAUUUAUGUAGUUUUCAUUCAUUAUGUACACCAAUAAUUAUAUGUUCUGUGUUAAAACAGACAUUUUUUAUCAGUAUGGAUGUCAUCUGGGGUUUUUUAUCAGUAAGUUACUUCUGCCACCAUCAGUGUUUUACCAGUCAGUAAAUGUUGUCACAGCCCAACAAUGAUAUUGCUAUCAUCAAUGAUUAAAUGGAUAUUGAUCUAUGUCAUUUUAUAAACAGGAAGUGGUUAGAGUUACCCAUCCUGGAACUUUUAGUACAGACAUGUUUGGAGGCAGUUUAUGGUUCAUACAAAGUGUUUCAGAUCAAUUUUUUUUUUCAUAACAAAGCAAUGCUUUAAUUCAUACAUUUGUUCUUUGGAAAUGUAUAUACUAUUUAAAGAUCGAUUUCAUGUACAAUUUGUAGGUUGUAUCGCGCCAGGAUCAGGGAUGAAACCAGCAUGCCAUUAUAAUCUUAAUCUAACACAUGAAAUCGCACAUAUAUGAUGAUGUUUGGUGGAAAGGCGUUAUACGAGUCAGUCUUAAAUAAACAAAAAUACCAGA